CGCUGAGCAGCAUCGACACUGUGGCGUAGAAGAAGUCAGGGCGCCGUCCAUCUUCUAGGAAAUCGACGGCCAUCUGAUCUGCUGUUGGACGAGAAAAGAACAAACAACAGCGAUCAUGGGAGCUGUUCUGGGUUUGUGCUCCAUGGCAAGCUGGGUCCCGUGCCUGUGUGGCAGUGCCCCCUGCCUGCUGUGUCGAUGCUGCCCCAGUGGAAACAAUUCCACUGUGACACGACUCAUCUACGCCUUCUUCCUGCUGCUGGGAGUGGCUGUAGCCUGUAUUAUGCUGAUGCCUGGCAUGGAGGGGCAGCUCAAGAAGAUUCCAGGUUUCUGUGAAGGCGGUAUGGGUUCAUCUAUUCCUGGUGUGGAGGGACACGUGAACUGUGACGUGCUGGUUGGCUACAAGGCUGUGUACCGUGUUUGCUUUGGAAUGGCCAUGUUCUUCCUGCUCUUCUCUCUACUCAUGAUCAAAGUCAAGAGCAGCAAGGAUCCCCGUGCUGCACUGCACAAUGGGUUUUGGUUCUUCAAGUUUGCAGCAGCUGUUGCCAUCACGAUUGGAUCAUUUUUCAUCUCAGAAGGGCCCUUCACUACUGUGUGGUUCUACGUCGGCAUGGCAGGGGCCUUCUGUUUCAUCCUCAUCCAGCUUGUUUUACUCAUCGACUUUGCCCAUUCCUGGAAUGAGUCCUGGGUGGAAAAGAUGGAGGAGGGCAACUCUCGCUGCUGGUAUGCAGCUCUACUGUCGGUCACUACAGUGAGCUACUUGUUGUCUCUUGUGUCCCUGGUCAUGUUCUAUGUCUACUACACCCACUCUGAUGGCUGCACUGAGAACAAGGUCUUCAUCAGCAUCAAUAUGCUCCUCUGCAUCACUGCCUCGGUCAUGUCCAUCCUGCCGCAGAUCCAGGAGUCCCAGCCCAGGUCUGGCCUGUUGCAGUCUUCCCUCGUGACACUGUACACCAUGUACCUGACCUGGUCUGCUAUGACCAAUGAGCCUGACAGGAAAUGUAACCCAAGCCUUCUGGGCAUUAUUGGGCUAAACAGCACCAGUCCUGCUGGUCAGGACCAUGUGGUUCAGUGGUGGGAUGCCCAAGGGAUUGUGGGAUUGAUCCUUUUCCUCAUGUGUGUCCUAUAUUCCAGCAUCCGCAAUUCAUCCAAUGCCCAGGUGAACAAGCUGACUCUGACCAGUGAUGAGUCUGCUCUGAUUGAAGAUGGGCCUCAGACUGACAGCUUCGAGGAGGGCAGCAGCCCCAACAGAGCUGUGGACAAUGAGAAAGAUGGCGUUACAUAUUCUUACUCUUUCUUCCACUUCAUGUUGUUCCUGGCAUCACUCUACAUUAUGAUGACACUCACCAACUGGUACAGCCCUGACUCUAAUUAUGAGGCCAUCACCAGCAAGUGGCCAUCUGUGUGGGUGAAGAUCUCCUCCAGCUGGAUUUGCAUUGCACUCUAUGUGUGGACACUAGUGGCACCACUGGUCCUGGUCAACAGGGAUUUUGACUGAAACACACACUGUCUCACUGCUCAUCCACACAUUCAGACUUUCACCUUAUUUUGUUUCCACAAAUUCAGUAAAGCAGUAGGUAUCUAAUGUUGCAUCAGUCAGUGCUGGAGGAACAGGCGCUCUCCUCAGGCUGGUUUUGUUUAGUGGUUGUGUUGACUCACUUGUACAGUUUGUUGCAGCUACAUAAUCAGGGGAUGAUGAACUAGUCAGGGUGUUCAUGUUUUUCAUUUUUCCACCUUUGACUUCUGCCCAUUCUCAUCUAGUAUGAUAUAUGUUCCCCAUGCUCUCGAAGUUAAUAUAUCCUGUUAAAUCUAGUGGAUGACUUUGUUUUCUUUCCAAAAAUUUAGCUGCAUGCUUUUCUUUGAAAUCUUGAUGUAGCAUUAACAGUAGUUGUAUCUGAAAUGUCUUAGGUUGCCAUGAUCCUGUGGGCAACACCAAGUGAACUCUGCAUUGUAAUAUUAUAUAUGCUGUUACAUGUUAAAAAAGGGAGAAAUUGAUUUGAGUUGUGCAUGAUAGCUGUGAUAUUGCGAAGCAAGAGUAGGGUUACCACCGACUCCCAUCAGUGAGCAGGGCUGUGUAUGUUAUUUGUGUAGUUAUCUGCUCUUCUGCAUCUUGCACGUCUGGACAUACUCAAAUAAUAGAGCAACAAAAUGCAUUCUUGUUUUUGAGUGCUUGUGAUUUGCAUUUUGAUAGCCUUUGUGGUUUUGACUGCUUGAAAAGCUUCUGGAUAAGUUAUUUCAUAAUGUUUACCAUUAGCCUGUAGUCCCUCCCAGACGAGGCAGACAUGGUGCGAGUCUCAUCUGUGCUUUUCUCCUAAUAUGUUUUUUUUUCUUGACCCCACAGUAUAUUGUAACACAUUUAAUAAAAUAAAUGGCAGGAAAAAAAA
Molecule: messenger RNA, 2381 nt
Organism: Archocentrus centrarchus (flier cichlid)
Lineage: Eukaryota; Metazoa; Chordata; Actinopteri; Cichliformes; Cichlidae
Product: serine incorporator 1
Exons: 10
Coding region: 116-1495 (459 amino acids)
Cellular component (GO): membrane
Source: RefSeq, a predicted model, not a curated record